Messenger RNA from Vitis vinifera (wine grape), 1193 nucleotides. RefSeq lists its product as uncharacterized. Gene Ontology annotation, cellular component: cytosol; EKC/KEOPS complex; nucleus. The record is from RefSeq and is a predicted model, not a curated record. Lineage: Eukaryota; Viridiplantae; Streptophyta; Magnoliopsida; Vitales; Vitaceae. Gene Ontology annotation, biological process: protein phosphorylation. The transcript has 7 exons. Gene Ontology annotation, molecular function: protein serine/threonine kinase activity; ATP binding. Bases 357 to 1037 code for a protein of 226 amino acids.
UGGGCCUGCAUGGCGCGGGUCCGCGGGAGUGGGAGGAAACUUUUGGAUAGAAAAACGACACCGUUUUAUAGGCGAAGAAGUUGAGCAUCGUCUUUGAAGAGGAAAGGGACUAACCCUGCAACCGCCGCUGUUGGGCGUUGUCCGGCGUUCAUCAACGACCCAACUGACCAACCAACGUUUCCAGAGUGGCAUCAAAAAAUCAUUUUUCUGUGAGGCCUCUGAAGAGGUGAAUGCCAGCAUGAUUUACUGAUGUUCCCAGCUGCCAUCUGUUUGCCUUUUUCCUUGCAUGGUAAUUGUCUCCAGGUAAGUGCAGUUACAUAGCUCAAAAGCAACUUCAGUGCUACCAAAGUGUCAUCAUGGAAAUAAAGGCAGAUGGAAAGGAAAGCUCCCUCAUUCUGUUGAAACAAGGAGCUGAAGCUAGAGUUUUUGAGUCAAACUUUGUGGGAAGGAGGUGUGUUGUCAAGGAGCGCUUUUCAAAGAAGUACCGGCAUCCAUCUUUGGACUCAAAACUCACUCUCAAGCGUUUGAAUGCGGAGGCCAGAUGCAUGACAAGAGCUAGACGACUAGGAGUAGCAACUCCAGUACUGUACUCUGUGGAUCCUGUGCUGCAGACCCUAACAUUUGAGUACGUGGAGGGUCCAGCUGUCAAAGAUGUAUUUCUUGAUUUUGGGUUGCAUGGUGUUGCUGAAGAACGGAUGGAUGAUAUAGCAAAGCAGAUUGGUGAUGCAAUUGGGAAGUUGCAUGAUGGUAACCUUAUUCAUGGUGAUUUGACCACAUCAAACAUGUUAAUACAGAGUGGUACCAAUCAACUGGUCCUCAUUGAUUUUGGGUUAAGCUUCACAUCAACCCUUCAUGAAGAUAAAGCUGUUGAUUUAUAUGUACUUGAGCGGGCCUUGCUAUCAAUGCAUUCUUCAUGUGGGAAUGUGAUGGAUCGCAUACUUGCUGCAUAUCGGAAGUCCUCAAAACAGUGGUCAUCCACAUUGAAUAAGCUAGCUCAAGUGCGACAAAGAGGUCGAAAGCGCACAAUGGUUGGCUAAGCCACCUUCAAUAAUGUGUUCCGCAUUAAGGUAGGAGAGAGAUGUUUAUGCAGACAGAUAAUGCUAUGAGAAAGUCUAAAACUGUAUUUUAUUAUUUGCAUGUUUUACACAUUAUUGGAGUAAUUAAAUUCUAAUACACAUGCCUUGGACCUCUAA